Molecule: messenger RNA, 735 nt
Organism: Diversispora eburnea
Lineage: Eukaryota; Fungi; Glomeromycota; Glomeromycetes; Diversisporales; Diversisporaceae
Source: the annotation of a GenBank genome assembly
AUGGUUGAUUCACCAGCAUCAUAUCCUUUCAAAGGGAUCAAAUUUUUUUUCUCUCAUUGGACUUUAAUCCGUAGAAUUCUCUUGGCUUUGUUUUUAACCCUUAUAGUAGCGAUUUUCAUUAUUGGGUUGACUUUUGGAUUUUUGCUUCCCUUACAAGUUGCCCUCUUUACUGCCAUGCUCAUUCCACCUCCAUUUUCCAUCAUUCUUGCUGUAAUUGCAUGUGUCCUUGAAUCUGCAAUUUUUAUUGUUAUAUUUAAUCUUAUUGCGACCCCUUUUUGGCAAGAUGCUUUAUAUGAUGAUGUCCUUAAAUUGAAAGGUUUGGGAUCUUUAUUGGAAGGCCCAAGUAAUGUCAGCGAAGUUACUCUUUUUUGUCCAUACUGUUACAUUAAUGGAUGGCCAUUAGCAUGGAGUCAACAAAUUCAUUAUCAAAUUGAUAUUAAAGGAUUAUCAGUAAGAGAAGCAAGACAUUUAGCAUGGAAAGAUCGUAAAGAUUAUACUCGAUUUGGUACUGUUUCUGUGUUCCUUCAACUAUUUCCGGGUCUCAAUUUAUUAUUCAUUUGGACAAAUAUUGUUGGUGCCGCUUUAUGGACUUCUGAUAUUAUUCUCGAAGAACGUAAACGUGUAGUAGAUGAAGUGGAAAGAAGUAUACCUUAUUCACCUUCAGAAAACAUGGAAAGCUCUGCAAUUACCGCCACAACUACAAAGAAUUAUGGUGCCACUGAUAAUAAUGCUUGA